AUGGCAGAGGCUGCGGAGGGUCCUGUGCCCGAACCCGUAGUGAGGAGGAAAAAAAGCAUAUCUAUUGAGGAAAAAAUUGACAUCAUAAGUGCUGUGGAGAGUGGGAAGAAAAAGGCAGACAUCGCGGCCAAGUAUGGCAUAAAGAAGAAUUCCUUGUCUUCAAUUAUGAAGAAUAAAGAAAAAGUUUUGGAAGCCUUUGAAUCUUUACGAUUUGAUCCUAAAAGAAAACGACUAAGGACUGCGUUUUAUACCGACCUGGAGGAGGCGUUGGUGAAGUGGUACAGAAUUGCUCAGUGCAUGAACGUGCCGGUGAACGGUCGUGUGUUGCGCCUCAAGGCCAAUGAUUUUGCUCAGAAGCUGGGGCAUAGUGAUUUUAAAUGCAGUAAUGGCUGGCUCGAUCGUUUCAAGUCAAGGUAUGGUUUAGUUUUCAGAGCUCAGCCUGUAGAAGCAGCUGCUACUACUACAGUGGACGCUCCAACUCUUUGGUACCAAAAUGUUCUUCCUUAUUAUUUAAAUGAUUAUCAGCCAAAAAACGUGUUUUAUGUACAGGAGACUGGAUUGUUGUAUCAGAUGUUACCACAUAACACAUUUGCAUUUAAAGGGGAAAAUUGCUCUGUAGGUAAAAUAAGUAAAGAGAGAGUAACUGUAGGGGUGGGUGCAAAUAUGGAUGGCACCGAGAAACUUCCUUUGCUUGUUAUAGGGAAAAACAAAAGUCCAGGCUGCUUCAAAGAUGUGAAGUCACUACCUGUGGAUUAUGAAGCAAACGAUAUGGCGUGGAUGACUUCGGAAGUGUUUGAACAGUGGAUGCAUAAACUUGAUGACAGAUUUCAAGCACAGCAGCGACGAGUAGUUAUUCUUGUUGAUUCUCUCCCAGCUCACACAGAAGUAAAGAACCUGAAGUCUGUCCAAUUAGUGUUCUCUCCUCCAGACUCUUCCUCAUGCAUAGCUACAAAACAAGGCGCUAUCAGAAGUUUGAAGGUUAAAUACAGGCGCUGCCUUAUCAAGAGAUUUGCUGACUGUGUAGAAGGUAAUAAAGAGUUCAUGCUGACUCUUCUUGAUGCAAUUGAGAUGUUGCACCUCUGCUGGAGGAAAGUAACACCAGAGACUAUUGUAAAAAGUUGUAAUGAAGCAGGAUUCAAAUUAGAAACUAAGGCAAAUGGUAAUGACACAGAGGUUGAAAGUGAUUUUGAUUUGAUUGCACAUGCACAGGCAGCUGGAGUGGAGUUUCCAGAAGGUUUAUCUUUGGAGGAAUACGCAGCUCUAGAUGAUGGCUUGAUAACUUGUGAAAUGCCCACAGAUAAUGAAAGGAUGUGUGCCAAAGAAACCACAUCAGAUAAAGCUGGAACAUGUGUUGGUGAUGAAGAUGAGGAUGAAGGUGAUCUAUUUCAGGGAGCUGAUCAGCCUUUGCCAUCAAAAAAUGAGGCUUUGAGUGCUUUAGAUACCCUUCGAAAGUUUCUCAGAAGUCAAGACACGGAUGACUCUCUUCACGAUUCCUUAGCUGACCUGGAGAAUUUUAUUCAACAUGUAGCAUGUAAAUAA
This is a messenger RNA of Antrostomus carolinensis (chuck-will's-widow), 1539 nucleotides long. It is a transcript of the gene TIGD4, whose product is annotated as tigger transposable element derived 4. The record is from RefSeq and is a predicted model, not a curated record. The transcript has a single exon. Gene Ontology annotation, cellular component: nucleus. The coding region runs from base 1 to 1539 and encodes 512 amino acids. Gene Ontology annotation, molecular function: DNA binding. NCBI's taxonomy places the organism in Eukaryota, Metazoa, Chordata, Aves, Caprimulgiformes, Caprimulgidae.